This is a messenger RNA of Cladocopium goreaui, 3435 nucleotides long. The record is from the annotation of a GenBank genome assembly. NCBI's taxonomy places the organism in Eukaryota, Dinophyceae, Suessiales, Symbiodiniaceae.
AUGGAAAAACUCAGCAAGUCAGCUCGGGGAGCAUUUGUCUGGACAUUGCUCCAGGGCCGGGCACUCGAAACAGUCGAGCACCUGAAGCCUGACGAGUACCAAGUGGAAGGAGGUGACUCGGUGAUUUUCACCUUGUUAGAUCAGCGUUGGCCAGAAAAGGAUCGAAAUGAUGAAAUGGGCGAGAUUAUCGCCGAAGUGUUCAGUCUGAAGGGCAAAGAUGGGGAGUCGCUUCGCCAGUGGGCAGCUCGCUCCCGCGAGGUCUUUGACAGGUGUUCCAGAAAAGGUGGAGUCAAGUUUCCAGAAGAGGCUCGUGGAUGGGUACUUUUAAACUGCAGUGGGUUGACCGAGGGUGAGCGAGCAGUAGUGCUCGCAAGAGCACAGGGCGACCUCAAGUUUGACAGCAUAGCCCAGUCCAUGAGAAGUUGUUACCCCGAGAUGACAAUCUCUCGGAAGCGCGCCUCUGGAGUUCAUGUGGUAGAAGAGAGUGACCCUGCCGAACAGCCUGAGAGCACUGCAAAUGUUUCUGCCGGUUUUGAAGAUGUAGAACUGUUGUUAGCAGAACAUGGGUUAGCCGAGGAUGGAGAACAUGUACAACAUGAAGAAGCAUGGGAUGAACGUGAGGCUGCCGAGGUUCUUGCAGCAUCUUGGAAAGAUCGUCGGCGUGAACUCAAUACCUUGCAGAAAAAUCGGAAGUUUACUCAGGCAAAUGACUUACGUCGAGCCUUUCGUGUUGAGGUGGAGGAAGUGAAACGUAGGUCAAAAUGUUUCAAGUGUGGCAAAAUGGGGCACUUUGCCCGAGACUGCCGCCAGCGUGGAACUGCCUCAGGGUCUUCGUCCUCAGCUGCUGCCACGAACAAAGAGCAUGGCGCCAGCAUGGUGCAACAUGAAACCAACAUUUUCAAAUUUGGAAAUGGUGAGCGUGAGAUAUCCAACAGGAUGAUUGACAUGCCAGUGCAGAUUGCUGGAAAGCGCGGUAUUGUCCGCGCGGCAGUCGUCAAAGGCGACGCUCCACUGCUGUUGUCUAGGUCAGCUCUCAAAACAUUGAAAGCCAACAUGGACUUUGACAAAGAUGAACUGCAGCUGUUUGGCACUGAUAGUGUUCCUAUGCUGGUCAAUGAGGCUGGUCAAUACACCAUCAAUGUUUCAAACUUUCCAGGAGUGAGCCCAUGUGAACAUCCGCCGUCAGCGUCCGUUGAUCUGCCAGCUUCAACCGAGCCAGCGUUGCCUGAUGGCCAGUCAGUUGACAUGGCCGAAUCAAGAUUGCGAAGUUCAGCUGAUGCAGUGGUCUCCGAAGCAACACCGACAGCUGAUGCACCAGGUCCACUGAUCCGCAAAGCCACCAGACUGAUGGUUUCACAUGCCGACAUGCGUGAGCUUGGAUAUCCUAGUGAAGCCCCCGAUCAGCAGCCGUCUCUCGACCAUGCCGAACAGAAUGUCUCUGUUCCACAGUCUGUUCAAGACCGAAUGCAGUCCGCUGUUGAAGAGACUCCAGCGCCAAAUGCUGCCGGUCCUGCCGUUGAGCCUGAAAUGCCAUCUGCUCCCGCAGUGAACCCGAAGUCACUGUCGGACCCGAGUCCAGGGAAUGCCCAAGACAGUGAAGGGUAUGGCCCUAUCCGUAGGAAGGUGCUAGGGAAACAGGGUCCGAUGUCGCUGUAUCGUCCUGGCUCCAUGGCUCAAGAUGACUUUGCAGAAAUGAUGCAAGAGGUGGUUCCUCAGUUGUUAGAGCAGGUCCUUAAUCAAGAAGAUCAAGCCAUGCCAGGUGCCGAAUCAGCUUCAUCUGCUGGCUGUUCUGCCGGAGUAAAGCGAGAUGCCUCACCAGAUGCUCCAGCGUUGGAGCCCUCUGCCAAGAGCCAGCGAACUGUCUCUCCCGACCGUAGCGAUGUCCUUCCUGCCGAUGUGGUUGACAGAGAAGAAGGUCACACCUUCUCCCAGGAUGAAGUGACAAUUUUGUCGGUAGAACAUGUUCCAAACACUCCUACUGAACAACUUACCAAUGAAGAGCGACAAGAACUUCAUGACAUGUUGAAUCAACAGGUUCCAGUUGAAGUCAUGGUAGCCAGCUAUUUGCAAAAGAAGGCAUCAAAAGAAAUUCAAGGUACUGGCAAUCCACCUGAACUGCAAAGUAAAAUCGAUGAGGCUAAGUUGUUGGAAUGGAAUACGAUCCUCGCCAAGAAUGCUGCCCGAGUUGUGUUGGGCCCGGAAGCUGAUCAGGUCCGAUCAAAGUUUCCUCACCGUAUCAUGGGUAGUAGGUAUGUCAUGACCAUCAAACAGGAGGACGACGCUCCGGCCAGAGUCAAAGCACGCUGGUGCUUGCAGGGCCAUUUAGACCCUGACCUCCGAGAGAAAGCCACUGCAGGAGAUCUCCAGUCUCCUACUCUGUCCCAAGUUGCUAGGAACAUGGUGUUUCAGUUGAUUUCGUCCUUUAAAUGGAGACUCAAGCUUGGUGACAUUCGAGGUGCGUUUCUCUCUGCAGGGGAUUUGCCCAUGCGAUACCGGCCGUUGUAUGCUCGUCUGCCCCAGGGAGGAAUCCCAGGAAUUCCUGAGGGAGCUCUCAUCGAGGUAUCGUUCUCUCAGCAGUCUUUUCCAGUGCCCACAGUGGCUGAUGCAUUGGCAGCAAACAAUGCGAUUCGCCGUGCAAAGCAGCAUAGACCGAUUGGUUUUGUUUGCUACAGACUGCAAGAAAGUCCAGAAGCCUUUGACCUGUUGCGUGCUUGCCUGAGAACAGGCAGAUACCAGAUUAGCCCUGAAGAGAAGAUCCUAGAGCUGCGUGCCGACGAACGCAUCAGACGUCAGACCUUUGCGCAGAAAACAGCAUGUGUUCCCUGGUCGAUCGACGACCAUGACAAGUGUGUGGAGUUGGUGGCUCGUGCCCGCCAGCGUGGAGCCUUUGACUUGGUGAUGAAUCGAGUGCGUCGAGUGGAGGAAGGUUUGCAGGCCGAUUUGGCCGCAGUGGGUCUCACUGAUGGCGAUUACGCCAAAUGUGAUGAGAUCUGUGCCAAAGGGAUCUCUGGCCAUGGGGCCAUGACCGAUGCUUCCAAACGAUCUCAUGCAGCUGUAGAUCUGGAUGAAAAUGAUGAUGAUGCAGUGACGCAGGGAUAUGUGAUGCCUCAACAUUCCAGUCCUCCAAUGUCCCAUGACCAGUACGAGGUGCCAGUGAAGGUGACAUUUCCUCCAGGGGUUCAGUCCUUGCAGGAUUGGGGUUCCUUCAAGGUGACAUUCGGCAAGUUCAAAGGCAAGAAGUCUUACUACCAGGUCUAUCUGGAAAACUCGGAUGAGAUGAUUGAAUAUCGGAAGUAUCUCCUCGCACGUCGCGAGAGUGGAUCAGCCUUGUUGAAAGAUCUGGCCAAAUAUCUUCAUGCUAUGUCUGGAGCUUCUGACGAUGGACAGAUGCCGAUGAUUCCGGGCACCAAUGUGCAGCGUGUCAAAUGGACGUGA